AUGUUAACCAGUACUGGGGGUUUCCCUCCAUUUGUCCAGCUCGGAUAUGGCACAGGCACAGCUUGGUACAAGGAAAGCGAUUCUGGCCUCAACUCGGACCUGGUCGAGGCGACCAAGACUGCCGUCGGACUGGGAUUUCAUCAUCUCGACGGUGCCGAGGUCUAUUGCACCGAGCCCGAGCUGGGCAAGGCGAUUCAGGAUUGUGGCGUUGCACGGGAGAAGCUCUUCAUCACAACCAAGGUGAACCAGAAUGUGUCCGAUAUCCCGGCUGCAUUGAACGCCAGUCUGGAGAAGUUGGGGUUGGAAUAUGUUGAUCUCAUGGGCGGCCAUGGAACACGUCAAAGCGACCGGGAAGGCUCGUUCUAUCGGAGUAUCCAACUUCCUCCAGAGCCACCUGGAGACGAUUCUCGAGACGGCGGCACAGUAGUGCCCUCGGUCCACCAGAUUGAGUAUCACCCUUACCUGCAGCAUGGAAACCUCGUCUCUUGGCAGCAAAGCAAGGGUAUCGCGACAGUGAGCUAUUCGGGGCUCACCCCCGUCACUCGGGCGGCGGGUGGUCCUCUGGACCAGUUGUUGCCCGGUUUCGCGAAGAAGUAUGGAGUCACCCCCGGAGAGAUCCUCUUGCGCUGGUGCCUAGACCAGGGAGUGAUCUCAAUCACCACGAGCAGUAAAGAAACUCGGCUGGCGAGUUAUCUGCGGGUGUUGACGUUCAAGUUGACUCCCCAGGAGAUUGAGGAGAUCUCGGCGGUCGGGAAGACUCAUCAUCACCGGGCAUUCUGGAAGGAUAAAUUUGCAGAGGACGAUCGAUCGUGA
Molecule: messenger RNA, 813 nt
Organism: Penicillium oxalicum
Lineage: Eukaryota; Fungi; Ascomycota; Eurotiomycetes; Eurotiales; Aspergillaceae
Exons: 2
Coding region: 1-813 (270 amino acids)
Molecular function (GO): oxidoreductase activity
Source: RefSeq, a predicted model, not a curated record